CUAUUACCAAUGUACUCACGUCUUGUAGAUCGUAAUAAUCACUUCUGUUUGCUCUGUGCGCACUUAUGGACGAUGACAAACAAGGCUUUAUAUACAACUAGGUAUUUCACUUCCUCUGCAGUCGUUUUUCUCACCUGGCUGGACAUAAUUCACAGUUCAUCAUGAAGGCUGACUGUGUGUUAAUUAUGACGUUGAUGGCGGUGGUCGCAGCUGACUUCUACAACUCCAAGUAUGACAAUUUCGAUGUCCAGCCCCUGUUGGAAAAUGAUAGAAUACUACUGAGCUACACCAAAUGUUUUCUAGAUCAAGGACCUUGUACGCCUGAUGCCAAAGAUUUUAAAAAAAUAAUACCAGAGGCUCUAGAAACUACGUGUGGUAAAUGCAGUCCUAAGCAGAAGCAAUUAAUUAGGACAGUGAUCAAGGCUGUGAUAGCUAAACACCCUGAGGCUUGGGAACAACUCAGUGACAAAUAUGAUAAGGACAAAAAAUAUAAAGACUCCUUCGACAAAUUCUUAGCCGAACAAGAAUAAACGUAAGAUAGUUAUUAAACAAUGUACAGGCGCUGGAUGGAUGAUUUAAUAGAUAGUCACUGGAAAGAUAUGUUCUAAUAAUUUUAAGUUUAAAUAUAAUAUAAAUUGAAAUAAAUACAAAUACUUAAUAAAAAAAUAA
Messenger RNA from Spodoptera frugiperda (fall armyworm), 669 nucleotides. It is a transcript of the gene CSP11, whose product is annotated as ejaculatory bulb-specific protein 3. The record is from RefSeq and is a predicted model, not a curated record. NCBI's taxonomy places the organism in Eukaryota, Metazoa, Arthropoda, Insecta, Lepidoptera, Noctuidae. The transcript is spliced from 3 exons. Bases 162 to 530 code for a protein of 122 amino acids.